AUUCCCAGUCAGUCGUGUUUCUGCCGACCGAGAGUGAACUCCUCGCUGCAGAGUGCUUGUGCGUGUCAAUGGAGACAAGUGGGUGAGGCGCAACUCUUUUGUGCACGAUGAGCCGCGAUAAUAUUAUUGUAGCCAAUGAGGAGGAUUUCUUGGAGGAUCCCGGCAAGCAUCGCGAGAAAUGGCCAAAUAUUCGUGAGAUUGUAGAGCGGAAGGCGAGGAAGAUGUGUCGCGUGGAGACAGUCACGAAGCGCCUUCCGGUUCUGCAGUGGAUGCCAAAGUAUCGUAGAGAAUUCCUCUUUCCGGACAUUGUGGCGGGCAUCACGGUUGCCCUCACAGCCAUCCCGCAGGGAAUUGCUUAUGCUGUUGUAGCGGGUUUGGAGCCACAGCAUGGGCUGUACUCAGAGCUCAUACCCAGCUUCGUUUACUUCGUCCUGGGCAGCUGCAAAGACAUUACAAUUGGACCAACAGCCAUCAUGGCUCUCCUCGUGCAGCCACAUGCCCUCAAAAACCCAGACUUUGCCUACUUAUCUGCCUUCCUCACGGGUGUCAUCAUCCUAGCCAUGGCUAUCCUCCACCUGGGCUUCCUCGUACAAUUUAUCUCCAUUCCCGUCACCGUUGGAUUCUGCACAGCAGCUGCACUCACCAUUGCCACGGCUCAAGUAAAAUCCCUCCUUGGGCUUCCGGGGCGUGGGAAUGAAUUCAUCGAAAGCUGGCAGAGUGUCUUUGAGCACAUAGGUGACAUUAAACUCUGGGAUACCCUCCUGGGGGUGUCCUCAAUCAUCCUCCUCCUACUUCUACGGAAAACAAAAGACAUUCCAAAGUAUAAGACAUUCUUUAAAUUCGUCUCCAUUUCCCGGAAUGCCAUUAUCGUCAUUAUUGGUACACUUCUGGCAUUCCUGCUGGAGAAAUUCAAUGGGGAAGUUCCAUUUGCCCUAACAGGAUCAGUAGCAUCGGGCUUUCCACCAUUUACCCCACCACCAUUCACAACAACCAUUGGCAAUGAUACGUUAAAUUUCCAGGAGAUGGUUGCUGAACUAGGGACAUCCAUAAUCUCCGUUCCUGUUAUCUCUGUCCUCGAGAUUGUGGCUGUGGCAAAAGCUUUCUCUCUGGGAAAGAAUGUUGAUGCAACACAGGAGAUGAUUGCUCUGGGAUUUAGCAAUAUUCUAGCAUCCUUUGUGGCAUCAAUCCCUCUGUCGGGAUCCUUUACGAGGAGUGCACUGAAUAAUGCAUGUGGGGUGUGUACGACUGGUGGGGGGAUCCUAACAGGGAUAAUCGUACUCCUGGCCAUUGGAUUCCUCACAACAACCUUCUACUACAUCCCAAAGGCAUCCCUUGCGUCUGUGAUUAUGGUUGCCAUGUACUUUAUGAUUGAUUUUGGGGCCCUCAGGGAUAUCUGGAGGACAAGAAGAGUCGACAUAAUUCCCUUCUUGGUCACAGUGAUUGCUUGUUUAGUGUGGGGAGUUGAUUUGGGUAUUGUGGCGGGAAUUGCCAGCAACCUUCUCUUCAUCAUCUACGACACUGCACGUCCGCGAAUCCUGUUUAAGUGGUUCAAGGUAGAUAAUGACGAGAUUCUUGUGGUGACACCGAAUCAGAGUCUCAUUUUCUCGUCGGCGGAACACUUUAAGAAUCGCCUAACGAAGAAGGUGAUUGCCCAAUCCAAUCCAAAUCUUCUCGUCAUCAUUGAUGGGCAUUUUGUCCAAAAGAUAGACACCACGGCGGCACAGAACAUGUACUCGGCCGUUCGUAGCCUCACGGAUCUGUGUAGAGGAAUGAUCUUCUGGAACUGGAGCAGUCAGGCACAGGGUGCCGCAUGGCGUCUCAAUAGAGCCUUCGGAGCACUAUUUCGCGAUGCAACCAGCCUAGAAGAGUUACUUCGUGGGGUAAAAUAGCACACACUUCCUAUAUUUUAAUUAUGUAAAUCGCAUCUUCGUCAUAUUAAUCGUUUUCCUUUUUUUAUAUCCUAUGUAUUAUGUACAAGAACAUUUCCCCUUCUUAUUUACUGCAAAAAUUAUUUUCUUAUAUGCUAUGUAAAAUGUAUAUACACAUGUAAUAUAGAGUGAGGCAAAAAAAAAAGAAUUUGGCACCUGA
Molecule: messenger RNA, 2088 nt
Organism: Lutzomyia longipalpis
Lineage: Eukaryota; Metazoa; Arthropoda; Insecta; Diptera; Psychodidae
Product: sodium-independent sulfate anion transporter-like
Exons: 6
Coding region: 108-1889 (593 amino acids)
Biological process (GO): transmembrane transport
Cellular component (GO): membrane
Molecular function (GO): sulfate transmembrane transporter activity
Source: RefSeq, a predicted model, not a curated record